UACUAUUACACCACACAAUAAUUUUUUUGUGAAAUAUUUUUAUCCCCCAACAUUCCUGGAAAUUGCAUACCCUCGGAGCAUUGUGUGACACAGUCACGCUCCCAGAUCUUGAGAGAGCCAGUGUUGCAAGCCCUUUUGCAACAGCUCUUUCUUUCCGGCAGUGCUGUGUGAUUUGUGCAAGUGGUCUAUGCAGCACUAUGCUCAGCUGUCUUGCAGCAUGCUAGAUCCUGAGGGCAGUGUGGAGCACAGGGCUUCCUCCUCCUUCUUCAGAGUUUUUCUCAUCCCUCUAGCCAUGCUCCUUGCUGUAGCCGCGCUGUUUUUCUUAGCAUUCGCCGCCUCGCAGCAGAAAGAGAACGAUUUUUAUACAUUUAAACUGGUAAACAUCAGGGGCAAACUAGUCUCUCUGGAGAAAUACAGAGGCUCGGUAUCUCUGGUCGUCAAUGUUGCAAGUGAGUGUGGAUUUACAGAUAGCCACUACAAAGCUCUACAACAAUUACAGAGAGACCUUGGCCCGCAUCAUUUUAAUGUGCUGGCAUUCCCAUGUAAUCAAUUUGGGCAGCAAGAACCAGACAGUAACAAAGAAAUUGAGAGCUUUGCCCGAAAGACUUAUGGUGCCUCCUUUCCUAUGUUCAGCAAAACUGCCGUCACAGGUGCUGGUGCUAAUGCUGCCUUCAAAUAUUUAAUUGAAUCCACAGGAGAAGAACCAACCUGGAACUUCUGGAAGUACCUGAUAGCCCCUAAUGGGAAAGUAGUAAAGGCUUGGGACUCAACUGUCACUAUUGAAGAGAUAAAACCUUACAUCACUGAGCUUGUGAGGAAAAUCAUCCUGAAGCAGAAAGAUGAACUGUGACUUUCAAAAGUCCCAUCACAUCUAUUAUACCUUGAUUGAUCAUAAGGACUGUAAUUUGACUGUUUGCAUUCCAAAAGAGGAAAUAGAGGGACAGGAAAUCAUUAUGACUAAUUGAAGUUUUCCCCGUUAUCCUAAGAAUACAGGAAACAAUAACUGAAUGUGGUAAAAGGUGAUUUAACUUAGGUUUGUGCUAUCAUUACAAAGUUACUGAAUUUAAUAUGUGCCUUCUCGGAAAGAAAAUUAUCAGCCAUUUGUUCAUUUUACUAACUCAAAUCAUGAAUUGUUGAUGGUAUUAAUAAGAGCCAAUUAGGAUCUUUUUGGCAGCCAGGCUCAGUUCAGUAGAAUUUCCUUAGAGAGACCUUACUAGCAACUGCAAUUCAUUUGUCAUAAUUUUGACCAUGAAUUUCAUUUAAAAAUGCAACCCAAAGUAGAAGAGUGCACUCGGCGUAGUAUGGACGCAGUUAUAAGGGGCAGGCAAAAAUAGGUUUCCUCAAAGCAGACACGCUUAUAAUGAUAUGUGUCUGCUUAGUUAUAAAGGACAGACACUUCACUUUCUUUAUUUGUGUCAUGGGUAACUGGGGGAGAAGGGCAUGGGGAGGCCUCAUCUGUAGAACCGAAAUAAAAGACAACAUUUCCUACAAAAAGAUUCUCCAUAAGUUGUGUGAACUGUCUUUAAAUUCUUUGUUUAAAAAAGGGUUACUGAGUGACAUUAGUAAAAUCUGUAUAAUUAAUUUGAACAUCUAUAGGGCCAGAUUCUCCUCUGGCUAAAUCAGUUUAGCACCAUUAAAAUCAACGAGCUAAGAUGAUUUAUCCCAGCUGAGAAUCUACCCCUAUUGUUAGGUUUCUUUUUUCAAAAAGUUUUUGUAUGGUGCUUCAUGUUUUGGGAGAAAGAACAGUACUGAUUCUGAGUCAGAGUUAAGGUGGUUUUGAAAUCUGCUGGCACCAUAUGAAUAAUGUGUUUAUUUUGUGGGCAAUGUAACAUUAAUGAUAUCGUUGUUUAUUCAGUUUUAAGUGCUUCGUUUUGAUAAGUGAUGUGAUAGCCAAGUCCUCUGAUAUCACCCAGAAACUUUAAUUAUUUUUAAAAUGUAGCCAAAUGUAAGACAGCAUUUUUAAACUUUUAAAUAAAUGGGAUUGGACAGAUUAUUAAAUUAAAGGAAUUAGUGGUGCUGUCCAAGUUUAAUGGCUUCUGCAAAGCCCUGCCUCAUUCAAAGCACAUCUGACAAAAGCACACACAUUUACCGUGGGCUGCUCUAGUGUUUGAUCUGCUGCCCUAGGUCCCCUGUGGAACCUGGGAAGCAGAGAAUAGCCUUAUAAAUAUAGAAACGUGUUCCCAAGGUACCUGGUUGCACACGCUAAAUAAAUAAAUAAAUGUUCCCAGUACUCUUUGCAGGUGGUGGUGGUUUUGUGUUUGUGGGGAGGCGGGGGAGCUUAGGAGUGGAUUAGAGCAGGCCUGGCAUCGUCUGUGCCAGCUGGUGAGGCUCUUUUAUGUAGGGUAUAUUCUCAGGGGAUUGUUUCUGCCAAAGCAGCAAAAAGGGUCCUUGGUAUAACAGAGAAUUAUAUACCAGUACAGUAUAAGGGGGCUACAGCAUAAUAAAAAAAUGAGACUACUCAGUUCCUCAGUCAGGAAAAUGGACCUGUACCACAUUUCACCCUAGACCAAAGGGUGGAUCAUGCAGGAAGGAGAAUCAUUAAACCAGAUCCUGACCUUUCCUUUAACUCUGGAAAGUAGCCUUGGCCAAUUCAGAGCUCCAUGGUGAAAAUAUUCUCAGUCACUGUGAUAUUUUUUUUCCUCAGUUUCACUGACAGAAUCAUGACAAGUGAACAAGUAAUGGAAAUUUCUUACGCAUUUUACUGUUUUUGCUUUUGAAAACUGCCUCUUGUCUAAACCAAUGUUAAAAUCUAUGUUCAGUUUAUAAUUCAAAUCUUGUGGUGUAAUGUGAUUGCAUUGAGCUAAUCUAAGGAUAGAGAGAAACAUUAGAAUAUGCAAAAUUUUCAAACUGGUGACACUUUAAAAUGUUUUAAUCUCAAAAGAUACUUACUCAGUUUAAUCAAAAUGUUCAAAAAACAUUCCAGUUGCCAGUGAGCCUUAACCCUAAUUAUUUGAAAGCAUAAAGAUUUCUAUCUUUCUUGGGGGAUAGGGAGAUGGGCAAUAGGGAGAGGAAGUGGUUCUUACAAGGAAGAUUAAAUCUGCCUUAAAAUUGGACUGUGAUUGGAACCUUAAAAAUGGCAAUAUUCUCCGCUCGCUAAUAUAAAACUUCAUAGACCUAUUCAGCUGAGAUAAAAGCUCUGUUACUUUAGCUCCAAAAGUAUGAGGCUACUACCACUUAAGCUAAAACAAAGAUCUCUGUUAGCUGUCACCUACAGAAACACUCAUAGGGUAUCUUUUUUAGCAUAGCCAAUCAGUGGAGGGUAACAUGUUCUUGCACACAUGGUGUCUACGCUACACCGUUAACUGAGGCUCUUACUUAGGUUUUAGCCUUACCCCUCCCUGCCAUCCAUACAGAAAAACUUCUGACCUGGGUUUGGAGGUGCUUUAAGCCUAGGUUAGCUUACUCAGGUGUCGGGGGUUAAAGCUGAGGUUGGAGCCUGCCUAUUUUGCAAUGAGGACAUAGGCAAAAUCAUUUAAAUGCUGAUAGUCCUCCAAUGCCUUCCCAUAGUUUCCCUGCAAAAAAAUACACAAGUUCUCCCACAGUUGACAGGGAAAGAAUCCUAGAGCAUCUCAGCACAAAGAACCAAGGGGUACGCAAUGCCUGUCAAUUGUGGGAUAACUUUUCUACCCUUUGAGGGGAACUGUGGGAAGGCACUGGAGGACUAUCAGCACUAGAUAGUAAAAUAAGGCAAUUAUUUAUAAAACAAGCUCUAGGGGCCAGCAUGCUCCUAACCCUAGGAUGCUUUAAAAAAGUAUAAUAUUGCCCAGUUCUAAUAUUGUUGACACAGUAAAGCUGAUUUGUGCUGCAUAGUGUUUUUAAAAUGGUAAAACAAUAAACUUUUUUAGCAUUUUG
Molecule: messenger RNA, 3852 nt
Organism: Chelonia mydas (Green sea turtle)
Lineage: Eukaryota; Metazoa; Chordata; Testudines; Cheloniidae
Gene: GPX7
Product: glutathione peroxidase 7
Exons: 3
Coding region: 188-850 (220 amino acids)
Biological process (GO): response to oxidative stress
Molecular function (GO): glutathione peroxidase activity
Source: RefSeq, a predicted model, not a curated record